AUGUAUUGGCUCGUACGCCAGAGGCAAGUGCGAGUGGAGGAGGAGACGGACGAGGCGUUCGCGACCAUACGCCGUGCUCAUGCAAUUGCGACCCAGGCUGCGACACGGGAUCGCACGCAGGCCCUUGUGAGUGUGUUCAGCAGUGGUAGUAUCGGGACUGCUACGGAUCUAGCAGGGUCGGGUGGCCCGGAGGACUCUUCAUUCAGUAUAUCGGAAAGGAUCUGCAUGGCGGUCGCCAAACUUUGGGUGUCCCCCUCGUCGGUGGCAGCGAUGCGCGCAGCCUUGGAGGGGGACCUGCGCUCACCUCAUGACAUUGACGUGACGACGCUCUAUCUCGGAGGGACGCUGGAGUGGCGUGCACACCAGUGGAUCGCAGGGUUGGGCUUCCUGUUUGCUGUCCUGGAUACGACAUGGCCUGCGUUCACCAGACGGGUGCGGCCGAGGUAUCUUCCGGCAGGGGUCUUGGUCGGACUUAUCGGCAUGAACUCCCUCCUCCAGUUCCAGCACUGCUGGUUGCCCUUCCACGUCCGUAACAGGCAUGCUGUUGCAGCAGUGCUGAGAGACAGGUUCCGGCUGAAAGGCGAUGCCGUGUCCGUUCAAGACUGA
This is a messenger RNA of Fomitopsis serialis, 606 nucleotides long. RefSeq lists its product as uncharacterized. The transcript has 3 exons. NCBI's taxonomy places the organism in Eukaryota, Fungi, Basidiomycota, Agaricomycetes, Polyporales, Fomitopsidaceae. The record is from RefSeq and is a predicted model, not a curated record. The coding region runs from base 1 to 606 and encodes 201 amino acids.